AGCAUCCUUCUUCUGUUUCCGCAUCCAGGCAGCAUUUAUUCAGGGGAUCCCAAACACCACCCGUCCACUAAAAGGUCCUGUCCACCAACAGCUGUUCCUCUCCAGGGAUAACCUGGUUCUGAUCCGUUCGCCUCUCAGCCCUCGCAGCCAUCUCCUCCACUUUGUCCCAAUGAAGGAGGCCGACGCCAUCAAGUUGUUCGUGGGCCAGAUCCCCCGGAACCUGGAGGAGAAGGACCUCAAACCCAUUUUCGAGCAGUUUGGCAAGAUCUACGAGCUAACCGUGAUUAAGGAUAAAUACACGGGGAUGCACAAAGGAUGUGCGUUUCUGACGUACUGCGCGCGAGAGUCGGCCCUGAAAGCCCAGAGCGCUCUCCACGAGCAGAAAACGCUACCGGGGAUGAAUCGACCCAUCCAGGUGAAACCAGCUGACAGUGAGGGCCGAGGAGAGGACAGGAAAUUGUUUGUUGGCAUGCUGGGAAAGCAGCAAAGCGAUGAGGAUGUCAGAAGGCUGUUUGAGCCCUUUGGCAGCAUAGAGGAGUGUACUGUUUUGAGAGGACCAGAUGGGACAAGCAAAGGAUGUGCUUUUGUCAAAUUCCAAGGACACGCCGAAGCCCAAGCUGCCAUCAACAGUUUGCACGGGAGCCGCACGAUGCCUGGAGCGUCAUCCAGCCUGGUGGUGAAGUUUGCUGACACGGAGAAGGAGCGGGGGCUGAGGAGGAUGCAGCAGGUGGCCUCCCAGCUUGGCAUCUUCAGCCCCAUGACCCUCAACUUCCCUGCCUACAAUGCCUACACACAGGCGGUCAAUGCACAGCUUGUCCAACAGCAGGCCCUGGUUGCCCAGUCUGCGUACUUGUCUCCUGUGGCAACAGUUGCUGCCGUACAGAUGCAGCAGAUGGCGGCACUCAACGCCAACGGAAUAAUCGCUACACAUAUUACGCCCAUCACGCCAUCCUCGGGUACAAACACUCCACCAACUAUUGCAGCCACACCUGUACCAGCUAUUCCUCCACCGAUUGGAGUGAAUGGUUACAGCAACGUUCAAGCUCCCACAAAUGGGCAACAAACAGAAACACUAUACACCAAUGGAGUUCAUCCAUAUCAAGGUAUUAUGAUCCAUUGUAAUGCGUGUAUAGACGUAGAAGACUGUUAUUUAAUGACUCAACUCAUUAUGAUAUCAUUUAUUUCUUUUGUCAUCACUGCUUUUAUUUCAUAUUUUCCAGCCCAGAGUCCUGCAGCAGCUUUGGAUCCUCUUCAGCAAGCCUACGCCGGCAUGCAGCACUACACAGCGGCAUACCCGACUGCGUACGGAUUGGUCGGGCAGCCGUUUCCCCAGCAGCCAACGCUGGUUGCCCAGCAACACCAGCAGCCCCAGCAACAGCAGCAAAGAGAAGGUCCAGAAGGGUGCAACAUCUUCAUCUACCACUUGCCUCAGGAGUUCAGUGACUCUGAGAUGCUGCAGAUGUUCCUGCCCUUUGGCAAUGUCAUAUCUGCUAAGGUGUUUGUGGACCGAGCCACCAACCAGAGCAAAUGUUUUGGAUUUGUGAGUUUUGACAACCCAGCCAGCGCUCAAGCUGCCAUCCAGGCCAUGAAUGGUUUCCAGAUCGGCAUGAAAAGACUGAAAGUGCAGCUCAAGAGGCCCAAGGAUGCCAACCGCCCAUACUGAGUGACUGCUGAGAGAAGAAAGAACGAUAAUGUAGAGGUGACCUCUCAGAGUUCGGCUGAGGCAGAAUCCCAGGAUUCAUUGUGUUUUCAGGAUGUCUGCUACCUGUGAGCGUCCGCCAAGUGCUGCCACACACACACACACACACACACACACACACACACACACACUUACACUCUCAAUACGGAACCUUAAACGGAACAAAGCUGAUAUGUACAUAAAACGCACAAACAUUUCUCACAUAAACACACACAACUCACAAACAGCCAAAAGCUUGGUUUGACCAUAGUCUGUGUGAAACAGGGUGUUUAGUACAACUAAGAGAGGGCACCGAUGGAAACUUAUGAUACAUCACGUCAACAGACUUUUACAUUUCUAUACCGUGUCUAUUACAUGACAAAAAUAUAGAGGGACCGAUGUUUCAUAAUGAAAAGGGAGAGAAAAUUAAGGAAAAAAGGACUAAAUAGAUAGGUUAGAAAGACUUUGGAGACUAUCCUGAUGACCUGUAUAUAGUUUAGUUUACAAAGAGCAGCAUUUAAAAACAAGAAAAAAAAUGCAAAAAGAAUACUACUUUAGAUAAAACACUGAACAGAACACAGCAACAUAACUAUUAUUAUUAUUAUUAUCAUUAUUAUUCUUAUUAUUAUUACUACCACUAGUGACAUCAUUACAUUCCAAAUUGUAAAAAGGGAAAUCACAAACCUAUUUUUAAAUUUCUACUUAGAUUUUAGGUGAAACACGGGGGAGGGGGGGAGCUGCACUUUUACUCGGGUGGUUUUAAUAUUUGAGCUAUUUUUUAUUUAUUUAUUUACUAAUACUGAUAUUUAUUUACUUAAUUAUUUUUCUUUAUG
Molecule: messenger RNA, 2511 nt
Organism: Nematolebias whitei (Rio pearlfish)
Lineage: Eukaryota; Metazoa; Chordata; Actinopteri; Cyprinodontiformes; Rivulidae
Product: CUGBP Elav-like family member 3
Exons: 14
Coding region: 170-1663 (497 amino acids)
Biological process (GO): mRNA splice site recognition; regulation of alternative mRNA splicing, via spliceosome
Cellular component (GO): cytoplasm; nucleus; ribonucleoprotein complex
Molecular function (GO): mRNA binding
Source: RefSeq, a predicted model, not a curated record